Echinococcus granulosus is the source of this 309-nucleotide messenger RNA. RefSeq lists its product as hypothetical. Lineage: Eukaryota; Metazoa; Platyhelminthes; Cestoda; Cyclophyllidea; Taeniidae. The record is from RefSeq and is a predicted model, not a curated record. The transcript has 2 exons. The coding region runs from base 1 to 309 and encodes 102 amino acids.
AUGCAGUCUCUUGAAGUAGUUACAAUACAGUUGCUGCGGAAAGGUCUUAAAGGGUACAGAAAAGCAAAUCAUAAACGGGUAGGAAAUAUCUCAAGAAAAUUACCUAAAAACAAACAUUUAAAUCCAAUUCACAAGAUGGGAGCCUCCCUUAACACAAACGAUGGUUAUGUGACUUAUUAUGGUCACACACAAAACAAUAAUAGACGUACGUCUACCAGAGUUGUACUUCUUAAUCCAUCACGAAUUACACAAAUUUUAACAAUUUCAAUUGGCUCGACUUACAAUUCUAAUAUAAUACACUUUUACUAA